Xyrauchen texanus (razorback sucker) is the source of this 3273-nucleotide messenger RNA. RefSeq lists its product as uncharacterized. The record is from RefSeq and is a predicted model, not a curated record. NCBI's taxonomy places the organism in Eukaryota, Metazoa, Chordata, Actinopteri, Cypriniformes, Catostomidae. Gene Ontology annotation, biological process: telomere maintenance; DNA repair. The coding region runs from base 1 to 3273 and encodes 1090 amino acids. The transcript has a single exon. Gene Ontology annotation, molecular function: DNA helicase activity.
AUGCAAAAGGUUCUGUCUGCUUUAAGAAAGCUAAAAGAUAUCCAUUCAGAAUAUAAAGAUAUCUUCAUUAAUGCAGAACUCUCUGAAGAAGAAAUGUUUAAUGAGCAUGAACAGUGUGCAAAUGACAUCAGUGCUUCUGAUGAGGAAAUGGAUAUUGCAAGCAGACAAAUUGAGAACACUGAAGAACAGAGCAAUGAGAAUGAACACAAUGAUGCAAACAAUGACACUACUGCAGAAGAGCAAUCGAGAGGCCUUGCCUUGGACACAUGUCUUCAGCCCCCAGAUCUCGGCCAUCAGCUGUUGACUUAUGAUGAUGGAAUAUUUUGCAUUGCCCCAGCAGAGAGAAACACUCCAGUAAACACUUUCAAAGUUCCUAAACUUGAGUCUAUGGCAUUUCCAGUGCAGUUUCCGGAUGGCAAGAACACAUUUGAUGAGCCUGGCAGAGCAAAACAUGUUUCCCCCAGCAGAUACUUUAACUCUAGACUAUUCUCUAUUGACAAUCGUUGUGCGAAGGAUACCAACUAUAUCUUUUUUGCGCAGUUUGUGACUGAAAUGAACAUGGCCACAUCUAGUAUGUCUAUCCAGAUGAGGAAAGCAAAACCCAUGACUCGUGAUGGACGCAGAAUAAACUGUUCACUGCUGCAGGACAAGCAUGAGUUAGAAAAGCUUGUAAUAAAUAAGGAAGCUACACGAUUCAUGCAACCAUUAAGAGGGACUCCAGCAUACUGGGAGAAAUCUCUCCGUGAUUUGUUUGCUAUGCUGAGACAGCUGGGCACUCCUACAUUUUUCUGUACUUUUAGUGCUGCUGAGAUGAGAUGGCCUGAUGUGAUUACUGCUAUUAAAGCACAACAAGGUGAAACUGUGAACUUUGCUGAGUUAGACUGGUCUGAAAAAUGUGAAAUCCUCAGAAGCAACCCAGUCACAGCCAUGCGGAUGUUUGAAAAACGAGUUGAAGCCUUGAUGAGAGAUUUGAUCAAUUCACCUGCUCGACCUAUCGGUGAGGUUAUUGACUUUUUCUACAGAGUGGAAUUCCAGCUACGUGGCUCUCCACACAUUCACUGCUUAUUUUGGGUGAAAGAUGCUCCAGAGUUUGAAAAAGAUCAAGAUCAGGAUGUGUGUGAUUUCAUUGAUAAAUAUAUCUCGUGCAAAUUACCAGACCCAAACAAAGACCCAGAACUACAUAAAAUUGUAAGUGAAGUGCAGAUGCAUAGUCGUAACCACUCAAAAUCCUGUAGAAAGAACAAGAAGCACUGCCGGUUUGGAUUUCCUAAACCACCCAUUAGCAGAACCAUGAUAUCCCGGCCCAGGCCUCCUCCUGCAGAUCAGUCUGAUGAAGAGAAUGAAUCCGAGGAAAGACAUUACACCAGUUUUGCAAAAGAACAGCUACAGAAUGUGUGGGAUCUACUGAAUGACUCAACUCAGAGUUUUGAUAGCAUUACACAGCUACUUCAUAAAGUAAACAUGACUUAUGAAGAGUACAAGAAACAUAUUGAUACUAUUUCUACAUCAAGUUCAAUAUAUAUGGAGAGACGACCACAGGACUGCUGGGUGAAUGGCUAUAAUCCAAUGCUGUUAAGAGCCUGGGAUGCAAACAUGGACAUACAGUUCAUUCUGAACCCCUACAGCUGUAUCAUGUACAUUGUCUCGUACAUUUCAAAAGCUGAACAUGAGAUGAGCGAUUACCUUAAAAAAGUGAUAAAAGACUCAAGCCAUGAUAACCUGUCUGAACGUGAGUGCAUGAAGCAGGUCAUGAAUGCCUAUUCAAAGAACAGAGAAGUCAGUGCUCAGGAGGCAGUCGCUCGCACAUGCAGUCUGAAAUUAAAAUCAUCAUCACGUGCUGUCAUAUUCAUACCUACUGAUGACAAUGCUGUAAAGAUGAGUUUACCAAUGAGCUGCCUGCAGACCAUGGAUGAUGACAUAGAGAAUGUGUGGAUGACUGGAUUGCCUGACAAGUACAAGGCCAGACCAAACAGACCUGAAUUUGAGAACAUGUGCAUGGCUGAAUUUGCAAGUGAAUACCGCAUUAUUUAUGCAGGUAAGAAAAAAGGUAAAAAUGUUUUGCCACUUCAAAAGAAUUUGGGACACAUACAGAAAAGAACAAGGGGAAAACCUGCUGUCAUCAGAUUUGCACGUUUCUCAGAACAGAAAAACCCAGAAAAAUUCUAUGGAACUUUUCUAAAGCUUUACUUGCCAUAUCGCUCAGAUGACCAGCUGAAGUCCACAAGAUUUCCGACAUAUGAAUCAUUUUUUGCAUUUGCUUCUGUAAAACUACCCGGAACUGAUGAACUGCAGCGUGUGUACAAUAUUGUAAAUGAAAACCGUGAGAAAUAUGAAAAACAUAACGAGGCUAUAGAAAAGGCAAUUGAGGAUUUUGAACAGAAUGGUCCAGUUGAAGAUGCAUGGUCUAAAUUGGCUCCAGCAAAUGAACUGAUCCGUUUGGAGAGCAUAUCAGAACGUGAACCCACUGAUCCUAAUGAUGUGAACGAGCAGGACGAUGUCCCUGAAUACACAGCAUCUACCUCUGUCAGUAACACAGAUAUGCCACUCGUGGAAGCAACCCAACAAAAUCAUGCACAGAUUCGCAAAAUGUACCAGAGCUUGAAUCAAACACAAGCUUCCAUAUUUUAUGCAGUCAGAGACUGGUGCAAAAGAUGUGUCUCUGGUGAAAACCCACAACAAUUUCUGUAUUUUUUGAAUGGAGGAGCUGGAGUUGGAAAAUCCCACGUUAUCAAAUCUAUUUAUGCAGAAGCAACCAAGAUUUUGCGCAGGCUUCCAUGCAUACAAGAGCAUACUGACAUUUCCAAGCCAACCAUUCUUUUAUCCGCAUUCACGGGAACCGCAGCCUUUGGAAUCUCAGGAAAAACACUCCAUUGUCUACUGAAACUCCCAAGAAGCUUGAAGCCUCCAUACCAAGGCUUGGGAAACAGCUUGGAUGAAAUCAGGGCAGACCUUUCUAAUGCACACAUUUUAAUUAUCGAUGAAAUAUCAAUGGUGUCAAAACAGUUGUUUGCCUAUGUGAACUGGAGACUGCAACAGAUUAAAGGAAACCAGAAACCUUUUGGUGGCUUAUCUUUAUUAGCUGUGGGAGAUUAUUAUCAAUUACCACCUGUAGGAAGAGCAAAACCACUCUGUGUGUAUGAGGACCAUGUGCUGGACUUCUGGACAGAUAAUUUUAAAAUGAUAACUAUGACACAGAUCAUGAGACAGAGAGAUGAUCUUGCAUACGCUGAGCUGCUCAACAGACUGAGAGUAAAAAGAAGCAUGAGAAGCUGA